CAUCUCCACCACCAACUUUCCACACCCUUCCUUUUCUCUUCCUUUCUCCUCUCCUCCGUUCUCUUCCCUCCCCUCGCAAGACUCAACUCCAUUUCUUGAGUCCUAAAUGCCCAUAAACCCUAUCUACUACCAUCCCCCACAAGCUUGGUCCUGGAAGCCACCAAUGAACCCUCACCACCAACCCCAGCACCACUACCAAGUGGAGGAGGAGGAGGAAACCCAGUAUGAGAUCAGAGAGCUCAUGUUUGAGAAGCCCCUCACCCCAAGUGAUGUGGGCAAGCUCAACAGGCUGGUCAUUCCCAAACAGCAUGCCGAGAAGUACUUCCCCCUCGAUGGAGAUUCGGGCGACAAAGGCCUGCUACUGAGCUUCGACGAUAUCGAGUCGGGCAAGUCAUGGUGGUUCCGCUACUCCUAUUGGACCAGCAGCCAAAGCUAUGUGCUCACCAAGGGUUGGAGCCGCUUUGUCAAGGAGAAACAGCUCGACGCAGGUGACGUGGUCCUCUUCGAGCGCCUUCGGACAGGUGGUGACCGCCUCUACAUUGGUUGCAGGCGCCGUGGCGCUCCGCAGGCCCCGCCGGUUCCAACCGUGACCAGGUCCAAUGCUGCAGUACCCUGGAGUCCCGUGUACUACACAGCAGCAGCCUCGAGUUCCUACAUGUACGUUAGCUCAGUGCAACAAGACUGUCUUCUUCAUGCAGGAGAUGGAUCAGCGGAGAGAGCGGCACCGGCAAACUCGAAGCGGCUGAGAUUAUUUGGUGUGAAUUUGGAAUGCGGCCCGGACUGGCCGGAGCCACAGCCGGUGCAACCAGAACCAUGGUUAACAGGCCAGAGCCCCAAAGCCCCCAGCUCCCAACUAUAGUGUACAAAUUGGUCAGCAGGAAGUCCAAGAAAAAAGUGACUAUCACUUUUGUUUAAGGUGAUGCUUUGCAUUCCCGUAGCUUAACUGUUUGCUUGCUAUAUUACAGGUUGGGCUUUUAGAGGAAAGCUUAAAAGUACUGGUGGAGGAGAUGAAAUGGGGGGGAGAGAGAGGAAAGGAGAUUGACUUGUGAGGGAACCAAAGGAAGGGAUGGAAGAGAAGAGAAGGGAAGAGCUGGGAGGAAAAAAAAGAAAGGAGGGAUGGAAAAGGGGGAAAAGAAAUCCCUGGUUUUCCGGGCAAUCUCCACUUCCUUUUUAUUUCCUUUCAGGAAUUCCACUGUACGGGGACUGUCGAGGGAUUGGGUGAGGUCUCAGGAAACAUCAGCUUGGAAAGGAGCAGAUACUUGUAGGGCCCAAUAACUUUGGCAGGGAGGUGAGCAUGGCCCAUCCCAACUCUCUGUACACUUGUAAUCUUUUUGAAGGAAAGAAAUAAAAAGAAAUGUAAUGAGAAUUU
Messenger RNA from Elaeis guineensis (African oil palm), 1369 nucleotides. The record is from RefSeq and is a predicted model, not a curated record. Lineage: Eukaryota; Viridiplantae; Streptophyta; Magnoliopsida; Arecales; Arecaceae.